GCUUCCUGGUCCCCUCCGCUCCUCUCCCUUGUCUCCCGGAGCGCGACCUCCGCCCUCCGUUCUCGGAGAGGGACUUCCCCUCCCUGUCCGAAGCGGGGUCCGCAGCCCCGCCACCCUGAGUGCUGACGGUCCGGGGGAGGGUCUCCCAGACGCCCCGUCCUCGGCUGGGCCCGUUCCGGCCGCUCAGUGACGGAUGUGCCUGCGGAGGGACCUGGAAGCCGCCAGAGCUGGUUCUGCGCCAGCGUCCCCUCCCUGAUGGUGACGGGGUGAGGUCGCAGAGGGGACGGGAUGGCCACCCCGAAGCCGAAAGCGUGGAGUUUGUGAUUCCGAGGCUAGAACGGGAUUGAAGGAAGCCCCCUCCACGUCCAUGCUCACACCCCCACCCUCAUUAUCAGCAACCAGAGGGUCCCCAGCGGCCCCUUCCGCUUGCUGCGACCUCGUGUUUUCUCCAAGUUAGAGACACACCCUUCAAAGAGGGCGACUGCCCUCCCCUCACCCCUCUCCUCUGGGCCCAUCUUUCAGGUCUGCUGCUGCCGUAUCCAACCGCCAACCUAGUGCUGGACGUGGCGAUGCUCCUCCUCUCCCUCGGGAUCGAAGUGGUUCGGCUGUUUUUCGGUACCAAGGGAAACCUCUGCCAGCGGAAGAUGCCACUGGCCAUCAGCGUGGCCUUGACCUUCCCCUCGGCCGUGAUGGCCUCGUAUUACCUGCUGCUGCAGACCUACGUGCUCCGCCUGGAAGCCAUCAUGAACGGCAUCCUGCUCCUCUUCUGCGGCUCCGAGCUGCUGCUGGCGGCGCUCACGCUGGCCGCCUUCUCCAGUAUGGACAGGAUUUAAAGUCCAAAAAUUCCAGCCCGCGGCCCUCAGCGGCUGAGACGCUCACGCUCUGGUCCUUGAGCCACACCCACCGGCGAGAGAUGGCGGGUCACGUGGUCCGAGGGAGCGUGGCAGCUCUUCCUCAGCACAGAUGUUUGGGCACCGAACCGAGCAUAAGGCCACUGGGCACCAUCUCACCAGGACCCUCGGCCUCAGAGCCUCUUCCACUCCAGCACAGGGCGGGGCAGGCCGUCCCCUCCCGGCCACGCUCAGAACCGGCUCCUGAGGACUCACGCUCUCCUCUCUGAUCGCCGUGGCCAGAGCAUCUGUGUGGACCAUGUGGGCUCCGUGGCUCCCACAGGACCUGAGCCACUCCGCCCCGUGUGCCGUGCCCGCCUGCCCCGCACCAGCACGGAGCUCCAAGGGACUCGGCCUCCAUCCUUCGGAGGCUGAGCGCCAGGCCUUUUUGAGUAGCUCAUAGUGUUAUUUUUCUAUUCCCAUCAUGAAGCAAACAUUAUUUUAUAAUAAACAUGUAUUUUCUGUU
Eptesicus fuscus (big brown bat) is the source of this 1356-nucleotide messenger RNA. It is a transcript of the gene TMEM216, whose product is annotated as transmembrane protein 216. The coding region runs from base 570 to 833 and encodes 87 amino acids. NCBI's taxonomy places the organism in Eukaryota, Metazoa, Chordata, Mammalia, Chiroptera, Vespertilionidae. Gene Ontology annotation, cellular component: ciliary transition zone. The transcript has 4 exons. Gene Ontology annotation, biological process: non-motile cilium assembly. The record is from RefSeq and is a predicted model, not a curated record.